AUGCGGGCGGGGGGCUGGGACCCGCGGCGCCUGUGCUUGGUGCUGGGGCUCUGGAGCGCCGCCACCCUCUGGCUGCCGGCCCGAGGCUGCCCGGGCAAGUGUACCUGCUCCGGACCCAACGUGGACUGCCACGGGCUGGGCUUCAGGACGGCGCCGCGGGGCAUCCCCCGGAACGCCGAGCGACUAGACUUAGACAGAAACAACAUUACAAGGAUUACAAAGGUGGAUUUUGCUGGGCUUAAGAAUCUUCGUGUUUUGCAUUUGGAAGAAAAUCAAGUUAGCGUGAUAGAACGUGGAGCAUUUCAAGAUCUAAAGCAACUUGAACGGCUGCGUCUGAACAGAAAUAAACUUCAAGUUCUUCCAGAGCUCCUUUUCCAGAAUACACUGAAGCUAACCAGACUGGAUUUAAGUGAAAAUCAGAUUCAAGGUAUCCCAAGGAAGGCUUUUCGUGGAAUUACUGAUGUGAAAAAUCUGCAACUGGACAACAAUCAGAUCAGCUGCAUUGAAGAUGGAGCCUUUCGAGCCCUGCGUGACUUGGAGAUUCUUACUCUCAACAACAACAACAUUACUCGCAUCCCUCUGACCAGCUUCAACCAUAUGCCAAAGAUCAGGACCUUACGGCUUCAUUCCAAUUACUUAUACUGUGACUGCCAUCUGGCUUGGCUUUCUGAUUGGCUGCGUCAGAGGCGAUCAGUUGGACAGUUCACAUUCUGCAUGGCACCUGUUCACCUGAGGGGAUUUAAUGUUGCUGAUGUUCAGAAAAAAGACUACGUCUGCACAGGUUCACACACAGAACCUCCUUCCUGCAAUGCCAAUGCUAUCAGUUGCCCAUCUACUUGUACUUGCAGCAACAAUAUUGUGGACUGUCGAGGAAAGGGCUUAACUGAAAUUCCAGCAAACCUUCCAGAGAAUAUUGUGGAAAUCCGCUUGGAACAGAACUCUAUCAGAAACAUCCCCCCUGGGGCUUUCUCUCAGUAUAAGAAACUUAAAAGAAUUGAUAUCAGCAAGAAUCAAAUAUCGGAUAUUGCAUCAGAUGCUUUUCAGGGCCUGAAAUCUCUCACCUCGCUAGUGCUCUAUGGAAAUAAAAUUACAGAGAUUCCCAAGGGCCUUUUUGAUGGGCUUGUGUCUCUGCAGUUGUUACUGCUGAAUGCCAACAAGAUCAACUGCCUAAGAGUAAACACAUUUCAAGAUCUUCAUAAUCUCAAUUUGCUAUCUCUGUAUGACAAUAAACUACAGACCAUCAGCAAAGGACUUUUUGUGCCUCUCCAGUCAAUUCAAACCCUGCAUUUAGCUCAGAAUCCAUUUGUGUGCGACUGCCAUUUGAAGUGGCUGGCUGAUUACCUGCAGGAUAAUCCAAUAGAAACCAGCGGCGCUCGAUGCAGCAGUCCACGUCGCCUUGCCAACAAACGAAUCAGCCAGAUCAAGAGCAAGAAGUUCCGUUGCUCAGGUUCGGAGGACUACAGGAGUAAGUUCAGUGGGGAGUGCUUCAUGGAUCUUGUCUGCCCUGAAAGGUGCCGCUGUGAAGGAACAAUUGUUGAUUGUUCCAACCAAAAACUCACCCGACUUCCCAGUCAUCUCCCAGAAUAUACCACAGAUCUGCGUUUACAUGACAAUGACAUUUCUGUUCUUGAAGCUACUGGAAUAUUCAAGAAGCUCCCCAGUUUACGGAAGAUAAACCUGAGUAACAACAAGAUCAAAGAGAUUCGAGAAGGCACUUUCGAUGGGGCAGCAGGGGUGCAGGAACUGAUGUUGACGGGGAAUCAGCUGGAAUCGGUGAAUGGGCGAAUGUUUAGAGGCCUCACAGGACUUAAGACUCUGAUGCUCAGGAGCAAUGUGAUCAGUUGUGUCAACAAUGAUACGUUCACAGGAUUGAGCUCAGUAAGAUUACUUUCUCUGUAUGACAAUCGCAUCAGUACUAUCACACCUGGAGCCUUCAAUACACUUGUUUCUUUAUCUACAAUUAAUUUGCUGUCUAAUCCAUUUAACUGUAACUGCCACUUGGCAUGGUUGGGGAAAUGGCUAAGGAAGAGAAGGAUUGUCAGUGGAAAUCCACGUUGCCAGAAACCGUUUUUCUUGAAGGAGAUUCCAAUUCAGGAUGUGGCUACCCAAGACUUCACGUGUGAUGGUAAUGUUGAGAGCAGCUGUCACUUGUCCCCCCGUUGUCCGGACCAGUGUACCUGUGUGGAUUCGGUGGUUCGCUGCAGUAACAAGGGGCUGCGAUUCCUGCCUAAAGGUGUCCCUAAAGAUGUGACUGAACUAUAUCUGGAAGGAAAUCAUUUGUCUGCUGUGCCAAAGGACCUGUCCAUGUUCAGACAUUUGACACUUAUUGACUUGAGCAACAACAGUAUCAGCAUGUUGACCAAUUACACCUUCAGUAAUAUGACACAUCUCUCAACACUGAUCCUGAGCUACAACAAGCUACGGUGUAUCCCAGUCCAUGCUUUCAAUGGGCUCAAGUCUCUCAGAGUGCUGACUCUUCAUGGCAAUGAUAUCUCCAGUGUCCCCGAAGGGUCCUUUAAUGAUCUUGUGUCACUUUCCCAUCUGGCGCUUGGUACCAACCCCUUGCAUUGUGACUGCAGCCUGCGCUGGCUUUCAGAAUGGGUAAAGGCAGGCUACAAAGAGCCAGGGAUUGCACGGUGCAGCAGUCCAGAUGAUAUGGCAGACAGGCUGUUGCUCACAACACCGACUCACCGUUUCCAGUGCAAAGGGGCCGUUGAUAUCAAUAUCAUGUCCAAGUGUAACCCUUGCCUAUCCAAUCCAUGUAAAAACAAUGGGACUUGCAAUAAUGAUCUAGUGGAUUUUUACAGAUGUACUUGCCCGUUUGGCUACAAGGGUCGAGACUGUAGCACACCCAUUAAUGCCUGCAUUCAGAAUCCAUGCCAGAAUGGAGGGACAUGUCAUCUCACAGAUACAAAUCAAGAAGGAUUCAGCUGUUCCUGCCCUAUCGGGUUUGAAGGGGAGAAAUGUGAAAUUAAUCCAGAUGAUUGUGAAGAUAACGAUUGUGAGAACAACUCGACUUGUGUAGAUGGGACCAACAACUAUGCCUGCCUUUGUCUCCCCAACUAUACAGGAGAGCUGUGUGAUGAAGUGAUCAAUCAGUGUGUUCCUGAACUAAACCCUUGCAAACAUGACUCCAAAUGUAUCUCUGUUGAUAAAGGAUACAGAUGUGAGUGCUUACCUGGCUAUAGUGGCAAACAUUGUGAAACUGAUGAUGAUGACUGUGUGGGACACAAAUGUCGACAUGGCGCAUUGUGUGUGGAUGCUGUCAAUGGAUAUACCUGUAUUUGCCCUCAAGGGUUCAGUGGACUAUUCUGUGAAAAUCCUCCACCGAUGGUUCUGCUCCAGACCAGUCCCUGUGACCACUAUGAGUGCCAAAAUGGAGCCCAGUGCAUUGUAGUACAGCAGGAACCAGUCUGUCGUUGCCUGGCUGGCUUUGCUGGCCAGAAGUGUGAGAAACUCAUCACUGUCAAUUUCGUUGGGAAGGACUCCUAUGUUGAAUUGCCACCAGCUAAAAUGCGCCCUCAACCAAACAUCUCCCUCCAGGUAGCAACAGAUAAAGAUAAUGGCAUUUUAUUAUACAAAGGAGACAACGAUCCUCUGGCUUUAGAGUUGUAUCAAGGUCAUGUGAGGCUUAUCUACGACACACUGACUUCUUCACCCACAACUAUAUACAGUGUGGAAACAGUAAAUGAUGGGCAGUUUCACAGUGUGGAGCUGGUAAUGUUGAACCAGACUUUGAACUUGGUUGUAGAUAAAGGUGCUCCCAAGAGCCUUGGCAAACUGCAGAAGCAGCCCGUGGUUGGUCACGACACACCUUUGUACAUUGGAGGUAUCCCUACAUCCACAGGCCUGUCUUCAUUGCGGCAGGGUACAGAGAGGACACCGAGUGGCUUUCAUGGUUGCAUACAUGAUGUCCGCAUUAAUAAUGAGCUGCAGGAUUUCAAGGAUCUGCCACAUCAGUCAGUAGGGGUCCUUCCUGGCUGCAAAUCUUGUAACAUCUGUAAGCACGGCAUCUGCCGCUCUAUUGAGAAAACAAGUGUUGUGUGCGAGUGCCACCCAGGCUGGACAGGCUCCCUUUGUGACCACGAAGUUAAAGAUCCCUGCCUCAAUAACAAGUGCCUCCAUGGUAAAUGCACAGCCACCAAUUCUGCUUACACAUGUAAGUGCAUAGAAGGUUUCACAGGCAUGUACUGCGACCGGAAGAAUGAUUCCUCCAACCCCUGCAGACUUCUGAAAUGCAGCCAUGGGCAGUGUAAAAUCUCGGCACAUGGGGAGCCCUACUGUGAGUGUGAUCCAAAUUACAGUGGCGAGCGCUGUGAUCGAGAGAACCAGUGCCAAGGAGAGAUUGUUCGCGAAUUGAUUCGGAAGCAGCAAAAUUCCAUCUCGUGUGUCUCUACUGUCAAGGUACAGCGCAUGGAAUGUCAUGGCAGCUGUGGGAGUGAUCAGUGCUGCGUUCCCAUCCGGAGCAAAAGGCGGAAAUAUCUCUUCCAGUGUCUGGAUGGCUCCUCCUUCACAGAAGAGCUGGAGAGGCACGUGGAAUGUGGCUGUGGAAAGUGUUUAUAAACAGCUGGUCGGCCUCUUUGCCCCUUGUAUCGACUCAGAUGUGCUAUCGAAAGUGGGACCUAUUUACUUUUAAGUGAAGAAGAGAAUAUUAAGUAUAUUGUAAAAUACGCAAAAAAUAGAAGUUAUUUUUAUUAUGAAAAGUGACUAUUUUCAUCUUUUAUUAUAUAAAGUAUCUGACUGUUUUGGGUAUAUGUAUCAUACAGUGAGUUAUUUUUACUAUGGAAUUUUUUUUUUACAGUUGUAAAAAAGAAAUUUGGAAAAAUUAUUCCAAAUCUAAACACAGGGAUUAAAAAAAAAAAACAGAGUAUAGUUGAUAAGCUUUGCACGAUAACCAGAUGUGAAGGUAAUUCAAAAGGAUUUGCCACCAAAAUAGUAGAAUAUGUCUUUUAAAAUUCUGGAUAGAUGCACAUAAGAGAUCUACAGCUCUCAGAAAUUUUCCCUGUCUGAGUGUGCUCAGUUAAUCUCUCUUUCAGUUGAUGAUGACAUAAUUGCUAGUUGUGUUUGUCAGUGUUGUGGGUCAGCUUGACACUAUUGCUGAAAAAGCACAUCAUGACACUGCAGUAGCUUGGGCCUUAUGCA
This is a messenger RNA of Euleptes europaea (tarantolino), 5142 nucleotides long. RefSeq names its product slit guidance ligand 3 (gene SLIT3). The transcript is spliced from 36 exons. The record is from RefSeq and is a predicted model, not a curated record. NCBI's taxonomy places the organism in Eukaryota, Metazoa, Chordata, Lepidosauria, Squamata, Sphaerodactylidae. Gene Ontology annotation, molecular function: calcium ion binding; heparin binding; Roundabout binding. The coding region runs from base 1 to 4563 and encodes 1520 amino acids. Gene Ontology annotation, biological process: negative chemotaxis; axon guidance.